Prunus armeniaca (apricot) is the source of this 192-nucleotide messenger RNA. The record is from the annotation of a GenBank genome assembly. NCBI's taxonomy places the organism in Eukaryota, Viridiplantae, Streptophyta, Magnoliopsida, Rosales, Rosaceae.
AUGGAGGAAGUUCAGGCUUCCGUCACAAGGUGUUCACAGCACUUGUACAGUGGGGUUCUUGCGGAAGCCCAUCUCAGUUCGGUGUCUUUUCCUUUUUUUCCUUCUGCCUCUCUUUGGUCCCUUUUUAUAGACCCAGAGGAACUGACAGAGUGGGAUCAGUUAAGGCCUCACGUACUGUGUGGGUGGGAGUAA